Messenger RNA from Tarenaya hassleriana, 788 nucleotides. Its product is annotated as 15.7 kDa heat shock protein, peroxisomal. Gene Ontology annotation, biological process: protein complex oligomerization; response to hydrogen peroxide; response to salt stress. The transcript is spliced from 2 exons. NCBI's taxonomy places the organism in Eukaryota, Viridiplantae, Streptophyta, Magnoliopsida, Brassicales, Cleomaceae. Bases 192 to 626 code for a protein of 144 amino acids. The record is from RefSeq and is a predicted model, not a curated record.
CGUCUUCUCCAAUGUUCCGAGACGAAGAAUGACAAACAUGAUUCAGAUGAUUAUGUAGAACAUUCUGGAUUCAGGAUAACGUCUUCAAAUCCUCUCUCUCCCCUUAACAAUAUCGUUAUAUAUAAAUAUGUAUAUAUGAAAGCUAACAUGCGUGAGAGAGAUAGGAUUCAGAACUUGAGAGAGAGUCAGCCAUGGCGGAUGGAGUUUUCUGGCACCCAUUCCGGCGAUUUGUUGGCCCUCCGGUUUUCCGGGAAUCGUGGGGAUCAACUGCUCUGAUUGACUGGAUGGAAUCACCUAACGCCCACAUCUUCAAGAUCAAUGUACCAGGGUACAACAAGGACGACAUAAAAGUCCAAGUAGAGGACGGAAAUGUCCUGAGCAUAAGAGGGGAAGGUGUGAAGGAAGAGAUGAUGCAGGGGAAAGAGAACGUGACGUGGCACGUGUCGGAGAGAAGCGGCGGUCCGGGAAAAGGGGAGUUUCUCCGGCAGAUAGAGUUGCCGGAAAACGUGAAGACGGAUCAGAUAAAAGCCCACGUGGAGAACGGAGUCUUGACGGUGGUCGUCCCCAAGGACACGUCGCCUAAGCCCUCCAAAGUCAGGAACAUCAACAUCACUAGCAAGCUCUGAGUCGAGAGUAGGCUGUCUGGUCACGGCUUUCUGUAAUAACCUGUCUGGUCUGUGUUUUGUCCUGAAUCUAUGGUUAUGAGAAUGUUAUAAGAUAUAGUUUGGAGUGAUAUUGUUGUGAAAACUCUGUACUCUGUCAUCUGAGAAUCGGUAUUUCACUCUGUA